UCAGCAUUGCGCAGCCAACCUCCCUCUACUAGGGAGCCCCACUCCAAGAAGGUCCCUAACGGCCUGUAGCCUCUGUGUUUGUUCCAAGUUCCGGUAUCCCAGCACUCACCACCUCGAUAUUGCUGUGACUGACAAAGCUCUAUUGUGCUGUAGUCGCGCUGGGUGCAAGCCCUCAAGUCUUCUCCUCAGGCCUCCCUUUCACAAGCUUGUGGAAAGGCACUGCACUGCAUACACAGUACAGAUGAGCUGAAGAUAGGGCUGAUGGGAUUUCCAGCCUUGUUUCCCGGGUGGAACCGUUGUUACUGCGUUUUAUGGAAGGCUUUGAGCUGUGAGCGCCAGUGAAUUCGUGCAGAAGUCGCUGCUUAGCACACCUGCUGAGCCAAUAGGACGAAGGCGCCCUCCCGCCUGGGGACUCCACCGGUACUAUUCGAGAACCUUAAAGCCACCAGCAUGGUAGGACGGGCGGGGCUCGCUAAAGGAAGUGCGGCGCGCGGCAUUCUGGGCCCGGAAGAGUGGCGCACGCUGCUUUGGACAUCAUGGCCACGUCUCGCGCUCCCAGAAGGCGACUUGCGGAGCUGACAGUGGAUGAGUUCUUGGCCUCCGGCUUUGAGUCCGAGUACGAAUCGGAGCUGGAGGACGUCAUGGAGGUUGCGGCGCGGGAGAAAAAAAGGCGAAGAGUCUUCCCUAGCUCGGAGCAGCGAGGCACGCGCACCUCACCCAGCCCACAUAAGGGAUGUGCUUCUGAGCACAAAGACCAGCUCUCUCGACUGAAGGACAGAGACCCUGAGUUCUACAAGUUCCUGCAGGAGAAUGACCAGAGCCUACUAGACUUCAAUGACUCUGACAGUUCUGAGGAGGAAGAGGAAGAGCAAUUCCACUCCCUGCCAGACAUGCUGGAGGAAGCAAGUGAGACUGAGGAGGAUGGAGGAGAGGACAGUGACACAUUCCCCAGAGGAUUACAAAGGAAGAAGAAUGAGCCUGUACCAGUGACCCUUGCCAUGAUGGAGAGAUGGAAGCAGGGGGCCAUGCACCACCUUACUCCCAAGCUAUUCCAUGAAGUUGUGCAGGCAUUCCGAGCAGCUGUAGCCACCACCCAAGGAGACCAGGAAGCUGCUGAGAUUUGCAGGUUCCAGGUCACAGAUAGUGCUGUGUUCAAUGCUCUGGUUACUUUCUGCAUUAGAGAUCUCUUUGGUUGCCUUCAGAAGCUGCUGUUUGGAAAGGCACUAAAGGAUAGCAGCAGGAUGCUGCUGCCAUCUAGUAGCCCACUCUGGGGGAAGCUCCGUGUGGAUGUCAAGACAUACCUGAGUGCAGUUGUACAGCUGGUAGCCUGUCUGGCUGAAGCCACAGUGUCUGCAGCUGUCCUGCAGCAUGUCAGCAGCUUGGUUCCUUACUACCUGACUUUCCCUAAGCAGUGCCGAAUGUUACUCAAGAGGAUGGUGAUUCUGUGGAGCACGGGUGAAGAAUCUCUGCGUGUCCUGGCCUUCUUGGUACUCAUUAGAGUCUGUCGGCACAAGAAGGAAUCCUUUCUUGGUCCCAUCCUGAAGCAAAUGUACAUCAUGUAUGUGAGAAACUGCAAGUUCACCUCUCCCAGUACCCUACCCCUCAUAAGCUUCAUGCAGCGGACACUGACUGAACUACUUGCCUUGGACCCCAGCAUCUCCUAUCAACAUGCCUUCCUCUACAUCCGCCAGCUUGCAGUCCAUCUGCGGAAUGCCAUGACCACAGGCAAGAAGGAGACAUACCAGUCUGUGUACAACUGGCAGUAUGUGCACUGCCUCUACUUAUGGUGCCGAGUCCUGAGUACACUUGGUUCCAGUGAGGUUCUACAGCCCCUACUCUACCCUCUCUCACAGAUCAUCAUUGGCUGCAUCAAGUUGUUGCCCACUGCCCGCUUUUAUCCAUUGCGCAUGCAUUGUGUGCGUGCCCUGACGCUGCUGUCCCAGACCAUCAGCACCUUCAUCCCUGUUCUGCCCUUCAUUCUCGAGAUUUUCCAGCAGGUGGACUUCAAUAGGCGUCCAGGCCGCAUGAGCUCCAGGCCCAUCAACUUCUCUGUGAUCUUGAAACUGUCCAGUACCAACCUGCAGGAAAAGGCAUACCGGGAUGGCCUUUUGGAGCAGCUGUAUGACCUUAUCCUAGAAUACUUGCACAGCCAGGCCCAUUGCAUUGCCUUCCCAGAGUUGGUGCUGCCCACUGUCCUACAGCUGAAAUCUUUUCUCCGGGAGUGCAAAGUAGCUAACUACUGCCGGCAAGUGCGCCAGCUGCUGGAAAAGGUGCAAGAGAACACAGAACAUAUCCAAAGCCUUCGCCAGAGAGUGACCUUCAGCGUUUCUGACCAAGUGGCAGUGGAUGCUUGGGAGAAGCAGGUCCGAGAAGAGGGGACCCCUCUCACCAGGUACUACAGCCACUGGAGGAAGCUGAGGGACCGUGAGAUCCAGCUGGAGAUCAGUGGCAAAGAACGGCUAGAAGACCUGAACUUCCCUGAGAUCAAAAGGCGGAAAGUGGAAGAAAACAGGAAGGAUGAAGACAGGAAGGAAUUAAAAGACCUGUUUGAGUUGGACAGUUCUGAGGGAGAGGACAGCACAGACUUCUCUGAGAGAGGAAUACCUGGGCUCCUGGGAGCUCACCAAGGAGUGAAAGAGGAAGACCAGGAAGAAGAUAAUGAAGAAGAGGGUGCCAGCAAUUCAGAGGAUGGAGACUCAGACACAGGGGUGGACCCAAGUGAACUGUGGCAGCUGGCUCAGGGGCCACAGGAUGAGCUGGAGGAUCUUCAGCUCUCAGAAGAGGACUGAGGGUCUCCUCACAGGUCUUGGAGGCUUGAGGCAACAACGUGCAGCAAGAGGGCAGUAGACAGGGCUUUAUUGUUACAGCAGAACAAGUGUACUAAGAGCCAUGUUGACCCUGAAAGGGAACUGGUUCUACAUAGCCUUCUGUUACCCCAGCAGGAGGCUAACCCUGACCUACAGAGUAGUCCCAGUUCAGAGCAGGGAGAGUGACUUCAUGGCCUUUCCACUUUGUCUUUGGUUUGUCUGCAGUCCUCUGCAGUUACCCCUAGAACGUUUUUUGUAAAUUCAUUACUUUCCUCUUAAGCCACUUGCUUUCCUUUUAAAAUAUUCAUGAUGUUUUUUGCAUCUAAAAUCAAAAGGAAAAAUACCCUGGGAUAUGGGCAGUUUCAUAGUUAUUGGGGAGUAUGAUGGUUGCCUGCUAGAUCAUUAGAGAAGCUGGGAAGAAUCUGAGGCUCCUGGGAGCAGAGCUAUGGUCCCUGACCCAUUCUCCUGUUUGGGUGAGGCUCGGACUGUGGGUAGGUGGGCCCCCUCAUAUGGGGAGGUGGUGGUUGCGGGGGACAGGAGUUGCUGUCCUGGGCUGAGCUCAGGGGCUUGCAGGCUUGGUGGCUGCAGUGGCAGUGCCACAGGGAAGCUGGCCAUGUAGAAGACACGGCCCAGGCGCUUGGCCACCUACAAAGAGAUGAAGCUGGAUGAAUACCUGCCAGAUAAAGUGGACUGGGAGACCAUCUCCAGUCAUGAAGAGUCUUUAUACCCUCUCUAGAUUGAUGAAAGCACUGGCCAUACUUACUUGUGCUCUGAUCUUGAGGGCAGGCCCUAGCUUCAGUCCCAUAGUAUUCAGAAGAUGCUCUUCUGUAAGUAGAGGCAAAGUCUCUCCAUCUAUUCCUUGUUCUCUGAAUACCUGGGGACAAGAUAUGCCCACAGAAUAGAGUUGUAUGUCUUCUAUGAAAAAUGACUCAGCAAAAGGAAUGGCCCUUUAUGUUGGGUGUGGAGACUGGGAAAUUGCUCAGAACAGGGCCUCCCAGCCUAGCCCCAGGGACCUGCCACUCCCCUCACCCUGGCAUACUCGCCACAGCCAGACAGGCCCCCCACGAAGUUGCAGACGUCAUCUACAGUCCAUUUGUUGACAUCCUCAGGAGCUGUGGUUUCAUCAGUGAAGAUUCCCCCCAUGGUGCCUGGAGAUGGAAAGGAUGUCACUAGGGCUUGGACUUGUCUGUUUCCAUGCAUCCUUCCCCAUGGAUGGUCUUUCUUUUAAUUGUUUAAAGUUCUUGGCUCAAUAACAAAGAAUUUUUCUCCCCAUG
Molecule: messenger RNA, 4081 nt
Organism: Onychomys torridus (southern grasshopper mouse)
Lineage: Eukaryota; Metazoa; Chordata; Mammalia; Rodentia; Cricetidae
Gene: Noc2l
Product: NOC2 like nucleolar associated transcriptional repressor
Exons: 20
Coding region: 537-2789 (750 amino acids)
Biological process (GO): negative regulation of transcription by RNA polymerase II; ribosomal large subunit biogenesis
Cellular component (GO): Noc2p-Noc3p complex; Noc1p-Noc2p complex; nucleoplasm
Molecular function (GO): transcription corepressor activity; histone binding
Source: RefSeq, a predicted model, not a curated record